This is a messenger RNA of Sclerotinia sclerotiorum 1980 UF-70, 171 nucleotides long. RefSeq lists its product with no specific name. The coding region runs from base 1 to 171 and encodes 56 amino acids. The transcript has 2 exons. Lineage: Eukaryota; Fungi; Ascomycota; Leotiomycetes; Helotiales; Sclerotiniaceae. The record is from RefSeq and is a predicted model, not a curated record.
AUGCCAACAUGCACUAGUAGAGUAAGACAAAGAACUGCAAUGUCUCUCACACAAUCAUCUCUUCACCCAAUCGUCUCUUCGUCCACUCGUCUCUUCAAUCUACUCGUCUCUAAACAACCAACACCCACACAAACACAAGUAAUUCAAUCGUCUCAAGAAGAUUUUCACUAG